AUGUCACUCCUCCGAACCGGGCUUGCGUCGAUGCUCUUACCACGAAGAGCACCGCUUCGACAUUGGAUAUCUAGUAUUGCCCUUCGACGACAUCGCUCCUCGGCAGCUGCUCCUGUCACGGGCAUCGCAACUCCUGCGCCAGAGGCUUCCCUUCAGUCAAAUGCAAAGUCCCCGUUUUACUUCGAUACAGGCUAUGCUCUCUUUGCUAAGCGACCAUCACGCCCUUUCCCGCCGCCUUUCAGUUCUCCUCCAUCAGGCUCCUUCUCUGAUGCGUUGAGUACACACAACAGGAGUCGAGACAGACGGCCAUAUGUAAACGGGGAAAUGAUCAGAGGCAUCACCAAUGGGGAUGAUGCUGUAUUGGUCAAUGAGCACUUCAUAGGGGCGAAUGAUGGCGUCGGCGCAUGGGCAUCUCGCGAGAAAGGCCAUGCUGCGCUGUGGUCGCGGCUGAUCCUUCAUUUCUGGGCACUCGAAGUUGAGCGAUGCACCUCCAGGCCGAGCGCUGGGCCACAUGCCGCAGAUCCCGAUCCCGUGAAUUACCUUCAAAGAGCCUACGAACAAACGCUCGCCGCAACAUCUGCUCCAAAUGAAUGGAAUGGCACGACUACGGCCUGUGCGGCAUUGAUCCACCACGAACUGAAAGGUGGCGUUGAUACCCCCGUGCUAUACGUGACGAAUCUUGGCGACUCGCAAUGCCUUGUACUACGUCCAAAAGAUGGCAAAGACGGAGAUAUCAUCUUUAAGACCAUCGAGCAAUGGCACUGGUUCGACUGCCCUCGUCAACUGGGAACAAAUAGCCCAGACACACCGAAAGCAAACGCUGCACUUGACAAAGUGGAGAUUGAGGAAGGCGAUGUCGUCCUUGCAAUGUCUGAUGGCGUGGCCGAUAACCUCUGGCAACAUGAGAUCUUAGAAAAUGUAAUUGAUAGCAUGAAGCAAUGGGACUUGAACCAAUCCAACAUAGGCAAAACUGAAUGUAUUAGUGGAGCUGAAGGCGGUAUGCUGUUCGUCGCCAAAGAGCUUGUCAAAGCUACACGAAAGAUUGCCGAAGAUCCUUAUGCGGAGAGUCCGUUCAUGGAACGAGCAGUCGAAGAAGGCCUGGCGAUGGAAGGAGGCAAGCUCGAUGACAUUAGUGUCGUCGCAGCCGUUUGCCGUAAAAGAGGCAAUGGAUAA
Messenger RNA from Bacidia gigantensis, 1173 nucleotides. RefSeq lists its product as uncharacterized. Bases 1 to 1173 code for a protein of 390 amino acids. Lineage: Eukaryota; Fungi; Ascomycota; Lecanoromycetes; Lecanorales; Ramalinaceae. The record is from RefSeq and is a predicted model, not a curated record. The transcript has a single exon.